UCCCCCCCCCCCCCGCUGAGGACUUGCGGCGCUCAUCGCACGAGUGGCGACGGGGGGAGCCCCCCGCGGGGCCGCCUCUGCCCCUUCCCCGCCGCGCCGUUAAUGGAAACAUGGCGAUGGCGGCUCCGACCGGCAGCGCGGCGCCCGGCGCCCCGGCUCCCCGCGGCCAGCUCGCCCUGCUGCUGCUCCUCCUCGCCGCCCCCGCCGCCCACGGCUACAGCUUCCCCCAGCAGCACACUAUGCAGUACUGGGCCAGGAGGCUGGAGCAGGAGAUUGAUGGAGUGAUGAGGAUAUUUGGUGGAGUCCAGCAGCUCAGAGGGAUCUACAAUGAGAACAGAAACCUGUUUGAAGUCAAGGAGAACGUGCCUAGGAAAUUGGUGGAGAAGGUCGCAGGGGACAUCGAGAGCCUCUUGGCCAAGAAAGUCCGUGCCCUAAAGAGACUUGCCAAUGCAGCAGAGAAGUUCCAGAAGGCUCACCACUGGCAGGACAACAUCCGGGAGGAAGACAUUGAGUACUACGACUCCAAGGCUGACACUGAAUAUGAUGAUCCUGAUGGAGAAGAGAUCGAGAAGGAGAAAUCCAACUCCUUGAAGCUGGAGUUCACCGACGACGCCAACUUCAAGACCAAGGUUAACUAUUCGUACGCUGCCGUGCAGAUCCCCACGGACAUCUACAAAGGCUCCACCGUCAUCCUCAACGAGCUGAACUGGACACAGGCACUGGAGGACGUCUUCAUCGAGAACCGCAAGGAGGAUCCCUCCCUGCUCUGGCAGGUGUUCGGCAGUGCCACUGGCGUCACUCGCUACUACCCCGCCACCCCAUGGAGAGCCCCCAACAAGAUCGACCUCUACGACGUGCGCAGGCGGCCCUGGUACAUCCAAGGCGCCUCCUCCCCGAAGGACAUGGUCAUCAUUGUGGACGUGAGCGGCAGUGUGAGUGGCCUCACCCUCAAGCUGAUGAAGACCUCGGUCUAUGAGAUGCUGGACACCCUCUCGGAUGACGACUAUGUCAAUGUGGCCUCAUUCAAUGAGAAGGCGAAGCCUGUGUCCUGCUUCAAGCACCUGGUGCAGGCCAACAUCCGGAACAAGAAGGUCUUCAAGGAGGAUGUGCAGGGGAUGGUGGCCAAGGGCACAACCGACUACAAGGCUGGCUUUGAGUACGCCUUCGACCAGCUGCAGAAUUCUAACAUCACGCGUGCCAACUGCAACAAGAUGAUCAUGAUGUUCACGGACGGUGGCGAGGACCGGGUGCAGGAUGUCUUUGAGAAGUACAACUGGCCCAAUAAGACGGUGCGGGUUUUCACCUUCUCUGUCGGGCAGCACAACUAUGACGUGACCCCGCUGCAGUGGAUGGCCUGCGCCAACAAAGGUUACUACUUUGAAAUCCCGUCCAUCGGCGCCAUCCGCAUCAACACGCAGGAGUAUCUGGACGUGCUGGGCAGACCAAUGGUCCUGGCUGGAAACCGAGCCAAGCAGGUUCAGUGGACAAACGUCUACCAGGAUGCCCUGGGACUGGGCCUGGUGGUGACGGGCACACUGCCGGUGUUCAACUUGACAGAGGACAGCAGUGACAGGAAGAACCAGCUCAUCCUUGGCGUGAUGGGGAUCGACGUGGCUCUCAAUGACAUCAAGAGGCUGACGCCACGAUACAAUCUGGGGGCAAACGGUUACGUCUUCGCCAUUGACCUGAACGGCUACGUCCUGCUGCACCCCAACCUGCAGCCCCAGAUCAUCAAUUUCCGCGAGCCGGUGACGCUGGACUUCCUGGAUGCUGAGCUGGAGGACGAGAACAAGGAGGAGAUCCGGAGAAGCAUGAUUGAUGGGAACGACGGGCAGAGGUUCAUCAAGACCCUCAUCAAGUCCCUGGACGAGCAAUACAUCGACGAGGUGUUCAGGACCUACACGUGGGCACCCAUCAAAAGCACCAACUACAGCCUGGGGCUGGUCCUGCCUCCCUACAGCACCUACUACAUCCAGGCCAACCUCAGUGACCAGAUCCUGCAAGUGAAGUUACCAAACAUCAAAAACAAGGAUUUUGAAUACCUGCUGCCCAACAGCUUUGAGUCGGAGGGACAUGUGUUCAUUGCUCCCAGAGAGUAUUGCAAAGACCUCGACUUGUCGGAUAACAACACCGAGUUCCUGGAAAACUUUAUUGCCCUCAUGGAAAAGGUGACCCCAGACUCCAAGCAGUGCGACAACUUCCUCCUGCACAACCUGAUCCUGGACACGGGCAUCACGCAGCAGCUGGUGGAGCGCGUCUGGAAGGACCAGGACCUCAACACGUACAGCCUCCUGGCUGUCUUCGCAGCCACCGACGGGGGCAUCACCCGCGUCUUCCCUAACAAGGCUGCAGAUGACUGGGAGGAGGAACCAGAGCCCUUCAAUGCCAGCUUCUACCGGAGAAGCCUGGACAACAAAGGUUACAUCUUCAAACCACCCUACCGAGAUGACAGCUACCGGGGGCUGGACCUGGAGAACACCACCAUCGGGAUCCUGGUGAGCACUGCCGUGGAGCUCAGCAUCGGGGGCAAGACGCUGAAGCCAGCAGUGGUGGGUGUGAAGCUGGACCUGGAGGCCUGGGCUGAGAAGUUCAAAGUGCUGGCAAGCAACCGGACAGACCGUGACCAGCUGGGCGCCCGCCGGUGUGACCCCUCGACCAGCUGCGAGAUGGACUGCGAGGCCAACAACAAGGACCUCAUCUGCGUCCUCAUCGAUGACGGGGGCUUCCUGGUGCUCUCUAACCAGGAGGACCACUGGUACCAGGUGGGCAAGUUCUUCAGCGAGGUGGAUGCCAACCUGAUGUCUGCCCUCUACAACAACUCCUUCUACACCCGCAAGGAGUCUUAUGACUUCCAGUCCGUCUGCGCCCCCGAGGCCCAGAGCAACACGGGUGCUGCGCCCCGUGGUGUCUUUGUGCCCACCAUGGCCGAUCUCCUGAACCUCGCCUGGUGGACAUCAGCCGCAGCCUGGUCCUUCUUCCAGCAGUUCCUGUACGGCCUCACCUACAGCAGCUGGUUCCAGACGGAGGAGGUGGCAGGGGACAGCAUGGAGGCCAGGGAGACGAGCUGCAUCAUGAAGCAGACGCAGUACUACUUCAGCACCGUCAAUGCCACCUACAACGCCAUCAUCGACUGCGGCAACUGCUCCAGGCUGUUCCAUGCGCAGAGGCUGGCCAACACCAACUUGCUCUUCGUGGUGGCUGACAAGCCCCUCUGCAGCCAGUGUGAGUCCGUCAAGCUGCUGCAGGCGGAGGUAAGAGCCCCUCCGAGGGAUCCCAACCAGUGUGAGCUGGUGGACAGGCCCCGCUAUCGGAAAGGUCCCCACAUCUGCUUCGACUACAAUGCAACAGAAGAUACCUCAGACUGCGGCCGAGGAGCUUCCUUCGCCCCCUCCCUGGGGGUCCUGCUGUCCCUGCAGCUGCUGCUCCUCUACUCCAGCGCCAGCCGGCACCCGCUGCCCCCGGCCGCCUGCCUUUAGCCGCCCCAGCCGCCCCCCGCCAGCUCUCUUUUCUUUCAAGAUCCAUCUCCAUCCCACUCCUUGGCCCCGUGGAGUGGGAGCGACGUCCCCUCUGCUGCCUCGGGGAUCCCCAUGAAGCCGCCCCGCGCUCCCGCAGCCAAAGAAGAGUCGGGGUGCAGGCAGGGGCUCCCUGGCAGAGCGGGGACUGAGUCGGUGCCCCUGUAUCGCGCCCUCCCGGCCGCUCAGACUCGGACAGUGGCGUUGGCCCCCUCCGCCUGUGACCCCCCCAUCCACCUCACCUCUUUUUUUUAGCUUGAAGAUUUUAAACCAGAUCUUUCUACAUCGAGUUUCCAACAUUUUCACCCGGAGACCGGCGGUGUUUGUGGUAAACCGUGAGGACACAUGGAAAAAAACAAAUAAAGGGGGGGCAAAAAGAGGGGGCAAAAAGAGAAAAGGACUUGAGUUGACGGUGCGGAUUGGUGUUAUCUGUUCCAGCGGGAUCCCCUGGGACGCGGGGCAGACAUGGCUCAGCACCCUUGCGGGCGCGGGGCUGGGCAGGGGCAGAGGCAGGAGAAGGAUGGAGCCCGGGCGCUGGGCUCAGCCGCUCUCGUGCAUUCUUGAGCACAGAUAACGGGGUGCAAAGGAGGAAGAAGUUGGGGAGGGGAGGGGGGGGGAAAUGUGUAUUUUGUUUCUUUUCCGUUCUGCAGAUCACUGUGAAAUCCUGCCCGCCCCAGCCCUGCCCCGCCGGCCGCCCUCGCCAAAGAAACCGCGCGGGCCAGCGGGACGCGUUGCUGUCCCCACGCGGCGUGUGCCCUCGAGCAGGAGGUGCCACGUGUCCCCCAGCAGGGACACCUCGCUGCUGCCCAGCCCGGAGGUGCCGCGGGGGUCAGGGUGCCCGGCUGUGACACCCCAGGGUGCCCACCCUCCCUGCCCUGGGCACCCUCGCUCAGAGCCCACCCGUCACCCAGGGCUGGGGGAGCUCCCCCCGAGGGGGCUGGGGAGGGUGCCAGGCGUUAAUUACUGCUGGGGUUAAUUAAUGGUCAUUCUGCUUGUAGCUUUUUCAGUGUGUGUUUGGUUACUGUCUCUGGGAACCGUGUUUGAACAGAUGGCUCUGUGUUACCGGGAGUGUGUGUACUUCUGUAGUCUAGUUAGGUGCUCUGCCAGAAAACCACCACUAUACAUACCUAUAAAUAUAUACAUAUAUAGUCUAUUUUAAGUUAAAAACUAAUGAGACAAGGGGUGGCGUGGCCCUGGCUCCCCCCAUCCCGCCAGGGUCGCCUCCUGCCCCGUUCCCACCUGCAAGCUUCUCUCUGCUCAUUCCAAGGCAUUGGGUUUUUAAUUGGUUUUUUUUUUCUUUAAUUUAUUUUUUAUUUCUUUAGGUUUUAAUUUUAUUAUUUUUUUUUUUUGUACAGAAGAGUUGGAAAAACUUCAAAAAAAAAAAAAACGACAAAAAAGACAAUUUGUAAGAUAUCGUGCGUGUGACUCCUUGUAAAAUAUUUUCAAAUGGUUUAUUACAGAGACUCAGUUAUUAAAUAAUGUUCAUAUUUUCACUUCA
Messenger RNA from Cuculus canorus (common cuckoo), 5010 nucleotides. It is a transcript of the gene CACNA2D2, whose product is annotated as calcium voltage-gated channel auxiliary subunit alpha2delta 2. The record is from RefSeq and is a predicted model, not a curated record. Gene Ontology annotation, molecular function: voltage-gated calcium channel activity. The transcript has 39 exons. NCBI's taxonomy places the organism in Eukaryota, Metazoa, Chordata, Aves, Cuculiformes, Cuculidae. Gene Ontology annotation, cellular component: voltage-gated calcium channel complex. The coding region runs from base 111 to 3476 and encodes 1121 amino acids.